GAGAUUGGAAUCCGCCUGCUGGCUCUCGGCGAAGAAGGAGGGAGGAGGGAAGAGGGAGGAGGGCGGGCAGGAAGGCAGGCUCGGGCUCCGGUGCGUCGGUCCGCGCGAGACGAGGAUCGCACGGCCGCGCGAGGGGCGACCGGGCCGGGGCCGCUGCAAGCCCAGGGCGGAGGCCGAGCGGGGCCCCAGUCGCGUCUCGGCGGCUCGCCGCGCCCACUCCGCUUGGCGCCGAGGGCUGGAGGAUGAGUUCCCCGGGGUCCGGAUUUAUGAAAAUAUGCAUCAGUUUAAUACUGUCUUGGAAUUCAUGAGAUGGAAGCAUAGGUCAAAGCUGUGUGGAGAAAAUUGGAAGUCCAGUUUUUAUCUAGCCACAUCUCUGAGGAGUCAGGAGAAAGCAGUGGAAGUUGGAGUCAUUGUCAAGUGAUUGAGACCUUUUACAAGAAAAGCUCAUUGAAUAAAAGUCAUUUAAAUUAGUGACAUAACAAGACCAGGUGCCAGUGUACACGAAACAUUAAAAUUGAACAAUGACUCAGCUAUAUAUUUACAUCAUACUAUUGGGAGCCUAUCUGUUCAUCAUUUCUCAUGUUCAAGGGCAGAAUCUAGACAGUAUGCUCCAUGGUACUGGGAUGAAAUCAGACUCCGACCAGCAGAAGUCAGAAAAUGGAGUAACCUUAGCACCAGAGGACACCUUGCCUUUUCUAAAGUGCUACUGCUCAGGACACUGCCCGGAGGAUGCUAUUAAUAACACGUGCAUAACUAAUGGGCAUUGCUUUGCCAUCAUAGAAGAAGAUGACCAGGGAGAAACCACAUUAACUUCAGGGUGUAUGAAAUAUGAAGGAUCUGAUUUUCAGUGCAAGGAUUCACCAAAAGCCCAGCUACGCCGGACAAUAGAAUGUUGUCGGACCAAUUUGUGCAACCAGUAUUUACAACCUACACUGCCCCCUGUUGUUAUAGGUCCAUUUUUCGAUGGCAGCAUUCGAUGGCUGGUUGUGCUCAUUUCUAUGGCUAUCUGCAUAAUUGCUAUGAUCAUCUUCUCCAGCUGCUUUUGUUACAAACACUACUGCAAGAGCAUCUCAAGCAGACGUCGUUACAAUCGUGAUUUGGAACAGGAUGAAGCAUUUAUUCCCGUUGGAGAAUCCUUAAAAGACCUUAUUGACCAGUCACAAAGUUCCGGUAGUGGAUCUGGGCUACCUUUGUUGGUUCAGCGAACUAUUGCCAAACAGAUUCAGAUGGUUCGGCAAGUUGGUAAAGGCCGAUACGGAGAAGUGUGGAUGGGUAAAUGGCGUGGUGAAAAAGUGGCAGUCAAAGUUUUUUUUACCACUGAAGAAGCUAGCUGGUUUCGAGAAACAGAAAUCUAUCAAACUGUGCUAAUGCGCCAUGAAAAUAUACUUGGUUUCAUAGCAGCAGACAUUAAGGGUACAGGUUCCUGGACUCAGCUCUAUCUAAUUACUGAUUACCAUGAAAAUGGAUCUCUCUAUGAUUUCCUGAAAUGUGCUACACUAGACACCAGAGCCCUCCUCAAGUUGGCCUAUUCAGCUGCCUGUGGUCUGUGCCAUCUCCACACGGAAAUUUAUGGCACCCAAGGAAAGCCUGCAAUUGCUCACCGAGAUCUAAAGAGCAAAAACAUCCUCAUCAAGAAAAAUGGAAGUUGUUGUAUUGCUGACCUGGGUCUUGCUGUUAAAUUCAACAGUGAUACAAAUGAAGUUGAUGUACCCUUAAAUACCAGGGUUGGUACCAAACGCUAUAUGGCUCCAGAAGUGCUAGAUGAAAGCCUGAAUAAAAACCAUUUCCAGCCCUACAUAAUGGCAGACAUCUAUAGCUUUGGCCUAAUCAUUUGGGAAAUGGCUCGUCGUUGUAUCACAGGAGGGAUAGUAGAAGAGUACCAGUUGCCGUAUUACAACAUGGUGCCCAAUGAUCCAUCCUAUGAAGAUAUGCGUGAGGUUGUGUGUGUCAAACGUUUGCGGCCAAUUGUGUCUAAUCGAUGGAACAGUGAUGAAUGUCUACGAGCAGUUUUGAAGCUAAUGUCAGAAUGCUGGGCCCACAAUCCAGCCUCCAGACUUACAGCGCUGAGAAUCAAGAAGACACUUGCCAAGAUGGUUGAAUCCCAAGAUGUAAAGAUUUGACAGUUAAGCAAUCAUGAGGAGAAACUCUAGACUGCAAGAACUGUUUUCACCCAAGGAAUGGGUGGAAUUAGAGUAGAAUAAGGAUAACUUGGUUCUCAGACUCUUUCCUCACUACACCUUCACAGGCUGCUAAUAUUAAACCUUUCAGUACUCUGUAGAACAUAAGCUGGGAACUUCUAAACACUUCAUUCUUUGUAUAUGGACAGCUUUAUUUUAAAUGUGGUUUUUGAUGCCUUUUUUUUUAUUGGGUUUUAUGAACUGCAUCAAGACUUUAAUCCUGAUAAAUAAGCCUCCAGUCAAACUCUGGGUACUGAAUUACCUGUUCAUAAAAUGGUGCUUUCUGUGAAAGCCUUAAGAAGAUAAACGAAUUCAGCAGAGAUGGAGAAAUAUACACUUGCCUUCUACCUGAAAAUUUUUAAUCUGUUUGUAUUCUACCUUUGUAAACAGCCUAUGGAUUAUGAUCUGUUUGGGAUAAUGCUUAGUUGAUGAGAGUUUAUCAUUCUUUGGUCAUGGUGUGUGCGCACAGGCAAACCAGGAUUCCUCUGCUGCCGUUUGAAUUAGAAGAAAAUCAUUUAUGAAUGCACAGAAGGAUAUUAGUGGCUGUUGGUUCUGUGCUUUAAAAAUGCAUGGUCUGACCAAGAUUUGCCAAUCACAAAAAAGCCAUUUACCUUGCAGGUGAGCUAGCUUCUCCACCAACUUUAUUUUUAACAUAAAAGUUGAUAUAAAAGCCAAAAGAAGUUGAAAGUGCCCGUAAAUUUGAACUAUUUUCCUCCCACCACCAUUUUUUUUUUGUAAUUAUUAUUAUUUUGUCACGAAAAGAAUUCUGUCCAAAGUUGGAACUUCCAAUGCCAUGAACCUUGUAAAGAAACCACUUCUUAUUGAAGUGAAUUACUAAUUACUGCAUUCGAUAGCAAUGUUAAGUGCCUAUAAUCAUGUUCUGUAUUCUUUAUUCUCAGUAACUUUUAAAAGGGAAGUUAUUUAUAUUUUGUGUGUAAUACGCUUUAUUUGCAAAACACUUGCUCCUCUGACAACAAUAUUUUAUAUAUGUACAUACAUUAAUACUGUAGAAACCAGUUCACAUGUACCUCACAUCCCAUCCUUAAGGAGAAAAAAAGAUGGACAGAAGAAAAUGUUAUAAAGUAAAACUACGUAUGAAUUUUCAGAACUAAUGCUUUCAAAGUAGGAUAUCAAAACCUAGGACUUGUUAACUUCAGGCAUAGACUUUCAUUAAGAUAUUAUCAUCUCAAUUUUCCCUUAGGAACAGAUCCCUCUAAUUAGAAAUUUCUAUUUCAAAGCUGAGAUAAAUUUAUCAACACCUGUUUUAGACAUUUAAAUCAUUUGAGAUUUUUUAUUUUGUGAUUUCUGUUCCAUAACUUGUGAAGACAAUGAAGAGUCAGGCACAAAAUUUCAGUAUCUGUAAGUACCUAUGUCUGUACCAUAUAGCUGUUAUUCAGGAAAAUGCUACGUAUUUUAU
Messenger RNA from Rhinolophus ferrumequinum (greater horseshoe bat), 3594 nucleotides. RefSeq names its product bone morphogenetic protein receptor type 1A (gene BMPR1A). The record is from RefSeq and is a predicted model, not a curated record. Gene Ontology annotation, cellular component: plasma membrane; signaling receptor complex. Gene Ontology annotation, molecular function: ATP binding; SMAD binding; transforming growth factor beta receptor activity, type I. Gene Ontology annotation, biological process: protein phosphorylation; dorsal/ventral pattern formation; BMP signaling pathway. The transcript has 13 exons. Lineage: Eukaryota; Metazoa; Chordata; Mammalia; Chiroptera; Rhinolophidae. The coding region runs from base 522 to 2120 and encodes 532 amino acids.